UCCAUGCGCAGAGCAGAGCGAAACGAGUCCGGCAGCGGGCGGGUAUAUAAAGGGGGCGCCGGGGAGGGAUUGCCUUUUCAGUUGAGGACAGAGCUGGUGUGCGGAACAUGUCAGGCGGCUCCGCGGAUUAUAGCAGAGACCAUGGCGGCCCAGAGGGAAUGGACCCCGAUGGUGUCAUUGAGAGCAAUUGGAAUGAGAUUGUUGACAAUUUUGAUGAUAUGAAUUUAAAAGAAUCCCUUCUAAGGGGCAUUUAUGCUUAUGGUUUUGAGAAGCCUUCAGCUAUUCAGCAGAGAGCUAUUAUUCCAUGCAUCAAAGGGUAUGAUGUGAUUGCUCAAGCUCAGUCAGGUACUGGCAAGACAGCCACAUUUGCUAUUUCCAUCCUGCAGCAGUUGGAGAUUGAUCUCAAGGAGACCCAAGCACUAGUAUUGGCCCCUACCAGAGAACUGGCUCAACAGAUUCAAAAGGUAAUUCUGGCCCUUGGAGACUACAUGGGAGCAACGUGCCAUGCUUGUAUUGGUGGUACAAAUGUUCGCAAUGAAAUGCAAAAACUUCAGGCUGAGGCUCCACACAUUGUGGUUGGAACUCCAGGGCGUGUGUUUGAUAUGUUAAACAGACGCUACCUUUCACCUAAAUGGAUCAAAAUGUUUGUUCUGGACGAAGCUGAUGAAAUGUUGAGCCGUGGAUUUAAGGAUCAAAUUUAUGAGAUCUUCCAAAAAUUAAGCACAAACAUCCAGGUUGUGUUGCUAUCGGCAACAAUGCCAAUGGAUGUGUUGGAAGUGACCAAAAAGUUCAUGAGAGAUCCCAUACGUAUUUUGGUGAAGAAGGAAGAGCUGACUCUGGAGGGUAUCAAGCAGUUCUACAUUAAUGUGGAAAGAGAGGAGUGGAAGCUGGAUACUCUCUGUGAUUUGUAUGAGACACUGACCAUUACACAGGCUGUUAUUUUCCUGAAUACGAGGAGAAAAGUAGACUGGCUUACAGAGAAAAUGCAUGCCAGGGACUUCACAGUCUCAGCUCUGCAUGGUGACAUGGACCAGAAGGAACGGGAUGUUAUCAUGAGGGAGUUUAGGUCAGGAUCAAGCCGUGUCCUGAUCACCACUGACUUGCUGGCGCGUGGCAUUGAUGUGCAGCAGGUGUCACUGGUUAUAAAUUAUGACCUGCCGACCAAUCGUGAAAACUACAUUCACAGGAGUCGAUAGCAGCAGUUGAUGACACAAGAUGGUGCUCAGAAACGGCGUUGACGUAAUUUAGGACGUGGAUUCGUAAGCGGCACAGUUUGAAUAAAGAGCGAGUCGGUAUUUAUAUAUUUCUUUUGUCAUGAUUAUUCACUAAAUUUUGUGAGCCAUUUUUGUGUAUUAGCUUGUGCUGACUAGGUGCUUUAUUGUGCAGUCUGCAGGAAGGUAGAACUGAUGGUGGGUGUGACUAAACUGUACUGUGAUGUCUUAGUGACUGACUUGGGCUUACACAAAAAUGUCGAGCUUGGAUUUUUCUGAUUAAAAACCAAACCCUAAGUUUUCCCACUGGAAACAGUUACAUUGAAUUACAGUUCUCAAGCUGAGCAUGCUGUUCCGUGUUACUGGAUAUAAUUGGAUUAAUUUGGGAACAGUCUGAUUUUUGAACAGUUGCUUAUCUUUGGUGUGCCAUGUGCUUGAGAUCAGAUGCAUGGGUAUGGGGUAGUUGGACAGAGGGGAGGGAGACUGAGCUAGGCCUUCAUACCACAGCACCAACUGUUAAAUAAAGAUCUUAUUUUGCAGCCAAGAGAGUAAUGUUUUCUGCUCUCCUACUCUCCCUAGGAUGGACACUUCUUCUGCAUUGUUGGCACUAACUGCUAGUUUCUCCUGACCAGACCUGACUUUAGUAGCUGCUAGUCCUGUAAAUACAGCAUAAACUGGCCAGUGGCAGAUAAGAGCAGCACUUAAUGAAUGGAUCUUGCAAAGGCUUGAAGCAGCUUAGUUAACUUCUGUGUAAAUGUGUUUUAUUUUUGUGCAGAAUUGGCCGGGGCGGUCGUUUUGGCAGAAAAGGUGUGGCUAUAAACUUCGUCACUGAAGAGGACAAGAGGAUCCUGCGAGACAUUGAGACUUUCUACAAUACUACAGUGGAGGAGAUGCCGAUGAAUGUGGCUGAUCUCAUUUAAUCCCUGGGAUGAGGUGGUUGUGAAUGCAGUGCUCGCUGUUGCUGAAUAGGCGAUUCACAACGUGCAUUGUGCUUCUUUCUUUGGGGAUAUAUUGAAUCUUGUCUCAAUGCUCAUAACGGAUCAGAAAUACAGAUUUUUGAUAAGCGCAGCGACUUUUUGUCGUGAGCUCUUGUGGGGAAAGCCACUGGCUUUAUCCACUUUAGGGUUAGACUGUUGGGGUUGGGUGGAAAGUCAUGGGGUCUGUAAAUUUUUUCUUUAUUAGAAAUUUAUUUCCUAGUUCCAUAGAAGUGGUUGUAUUAGAUGUUCUUUAUCAUUUAAUAAUUUACUUAUGGACUAAAAGAUAUAAGUGCUGUAUAAAGUCAGCCAAUUAUGUUAAACUAGCCUACCUUCCUUUAUUGUAUGUACUUACACUUCAGAUCAAAUUGGAAAGGCCUUUCAAAAUCUCUAAACUUUUAUAAGAGCAUUAAAAUGCAUUUUUGUUUCAUAUGUAUUUAUUCAAUAAAGUAUUUAAUUAGUGGUAAGUGUGAUCUGGACCCUGUUGCUAAGCCCCAGCAAGCAAUCAUACUAUUGUCUUAGUUAGGGUUAAACCCAGUAAAAUUUGCCAUAUUGCACAUGUCUUAAUGAAGUUUGAAUGUUCAAUAAAAUACUUCUAUAUUCACUUAAA
Messenger RNA from Grus americana (Whooping crane), 2795 nucleotides. It is a transcript of the gene EIF4A2, whose product is annotated as eukaryotic translation initiation factor 4A2. Gene Ontology annotation, cellular component: cytoplasmic stress granule. The record is from RefSeq and is a predicted model, not a curated record. Gene Ontology annotation, molecular function: RNA helicase activity; translation initiation factor activity; ATP binding. NCBI's taxonomy places the organism in Eukaryota, Metazoa, Chordata, Aves, Gruiformes, Gruidae. The transcript is spliced from 11 exons. The coding region runs from base 108 to 1196 and encodes 362 amino acids. Gene Ontology annotation, biological process: cytoplasmic translational initiation.